CAGUUGCAAGAUGACUAGAUGCCUGUAUAUAUGUGCCAACCUCCUCCACCACAUUGAAUCUUCAGUGCACUAAAGCUGUCUUUCAAAAUAGAAAAAUGGCUUCCGGUCUAGUACUUUUCUUCUUUUUUCUCAGUUCUCUUCUCUUCUUGUUUGUCUCUUCUUCCCAUUUUUCUUCUUCAGGAAACAAUGUUGCCAUGAAACCAGCUCCUCCUUUUCAUUCCCAGAAGAAAGCUGUAGCUAAUCCCGAGAAAGUAUCUGUGUCUUUGUAUUAUGAAACCCUAUGUCCCUAUUGCAGGAAUUUCAUUUUGGAUCCUCUCGCAAAGGCCAUCAAGACUGAUCUCAUGACCAUUCUUGAUCUGCAGCUGGUCCCCUGGGGCAAUGCUAUGAUUCUACCCGAUAGUACUGUCUCAUGCCAGCAUGGGGAAGAUGAAUGCUACCUUAAUAGCAUCCAUGCCUGUGUCAUCGACAUCUGGCCUGAUGUGAUUAUGCACUUCAACCUGAUUCAGUGCAUUGAAGAGCAGUCUUCUGCCAUGGGUCUUGGAAAUGGAGCAGAAGCAUUGUAUAAUGUAUGUGCAGAACAAUUGGGGUUCCCCGCAAAACCCAUUAAGGAUUGCCAUGAAAGCGCGCGUGGAAGAGAGCUUUUACUGCAAUACGGAAGUAGAACUGAUAGUCUCAAUCCGCCUCACAGAUAUGUACCAUGGGUCGUGGUGAAUGGAAAUCCUCUCCUUGAGAACUAUGAUAAUUUUGUAGAGUAUGUCUGCAAGUCAUACAGAGGCAAAUCUUUGCCCACAGCAUGUGUUUCAUAUCCCACCAGCUCAGUUUCUAAGGAAAGGUCACUCCACUCAGUUUGCCCUGCAGGUUUAGCAAGGCCAGCGAAGCAUCCGGCCAGGGUGCAGGAGAAUAUGGAGUCUUUGGCAUGAUUCUUGUGGUUGUUGUAUAUCAUCUCUCUGUUCAACAGGACAAGCACCUUUAUAAUACAAUAAUUAACUGGGCCAUCUAUGUAUAGCUUUCUGGUCCACUUAAACUACUUCUAGUGAUGGUAGUUCACAGAGCCAGAUGAUGUAAUUAAGGAUCUGCAAGUGAAAAUUCAGUUUCCGGGCA
Hevea brasiliensis (rubber tree) is the source of this 1101-nucleotide messenger RNA. RefSeq names its product gamma-interferon-responsive lysosomal thiol protein. NCBI's taxonomy places the organism in Eukaryota, Viridiplantae, Streptophyta, Magnoliopsida, Malpighiales, Euphorbiaceae. The coding region runs from base 96 to 920 and encodes 274 amino acids. Gene Ontology annotation, molecular function: oxidoreductase activity, acting on a sulfur group of donors, disulfide as acceptor. The record is from RefSeq and is a predicted model, not a curated record. The transcript has 5 exons.